Daucus carota subsp. sativus is the source of this 1432-nucleotide messenger RNA. Its product is annotated as metacaspase-1. Lineage: Eukaryota; Viridiplantae; Streptophyta; Magnoliopsida; Apiales; Apiaceae. Gene Ontology annotation, biological process: proteolysis. Gene Ontology annotation, molecular function: cysteine-type endopeptidase activity. The record is from RefSeq and is a predicted model, not a curated record. The transcript has 5 exons. The coding region runs from base 189 to 1274 and encodes 361 amino acids.
AUUAUUUAAGUUGCAUUGCAUUAAUCAAGGUUCUAAAGUUGAGUUGAAAUUAACCUAUGCUUAAAUCCCACUUCAUUGCUUAGGGACCCUGGAGCAAUAUUCUUUUGUCAAAAAUUGAGGGCACACACAUACAUUUGUGUAUAAGUACUACACUGUUACAAAGUUUGAUUGGUGAGUUGUGUGACUACAUGUUGAUGAAUGCAAGUGCUAUAUGCAAGCACUGCAACAUAAAUAUAUCACCUACACCACAUGCUCAGACACUCUGGUGUCAUGGAUGUGGAAGAAUAAUAACAGUGUGCAGAUAUCAAGAAACUUGGAAGCAGGGAAAAGUUGUAUUUGAGACAAAAUUUUAUAAGCAUUCACUCAGACAGAGAUUUUCAGAAGAUAAUUGUCAGAAGAGUUUGAUUACAAGUACUGUUAAGCACAUGCAUUCUGAGACCAUAAGUUCCUGGGAAGCGCCUAGAGGAAAGCGUGCACUUCUCUGUGGCGUUGUUUACAGUAAGCAGAAGUACAGGCUUAAGGGAACUUUUAAUGAUGUUAAUAACAUGAGACAUAUGCUGGUGGAACAUUUCAAAUUUCCAAGCAGUUCCAUCCACAUUCUUACAGAAGGGGGACCAUAUUUUCAUCCAACUAAAAGGAAUAUACAGGCUGGUUUAAAAUGGCUUGUGAAGGACUGUAAGGCUGGGGACUCUCUGGUGUUCUACUUCUCCGGACAUGGAUUAAGACAACCUGAUUUUGAUAAUGAUGAACUUGACGGAUUUGAUGAAACCAUCUGCCCUCUUGAUUUCAAGACAGCUGGGGUGAUACUCGACAAUGAAAUCAAUGAUACCAUUGUCAGACCUCUUAAACCAGGUGUCAGACUUCAUGCCAUCGUUGAUUCUUGCCAUAGUGGAACCAUUCUUGAUUUAUCAUAUGUCUAUAACUUGAAAGAUAAGACAUGGAUGAAUAAUCACCCUCCAUCAAAUGCAUAUAAAGGAACAAGCGGUGGACAAGCCAUCUGUUUCAGUGCGUGUGAGGAUGAUCAACUUGCUGAAGAUACAUCAGCUUUCUCUGGAAAGCAGAUGUCAGGUGCCAUGACAUACACUUUUAUAAAAGCAAUUCUGGAGAAUCCUGAUAUAACAUAUGAAGGCAUCAUGAUUUCAAUGCGUACAGCCAUCAGACAGGCGAGGGCAACUGGAUGUCUCCUUAAGAGGCUUUUUCGUCGAAACAUAUUGCAGGAACCUCUACUGUCCGCUUCUGAGAAAUUUGAUACGAAUGCAACCUUCAACUUGUAGGCUACUGGAGUUCAUGUUAACUACGAAGCACUGGAGUGUCUGUGACAUUGAACAGCUUUCAAUAUAUAUAAAGAUUAAAUUUUUUUUCUAUAUUUGUUUGUUUGUACUAAAUGUUACUCACCUAGUUAUGCAAUACAGCAGAAUCACAUUACUGAAUA